Messenger RNA from Pelecanus crispus (Dalmatian pelican), 1179 nucleotides. The record is from RefSeq and is a predicted model, not a curated record. NCBI's taxonomy places the organism in Eukaryota, Metazoa, Chordata, Aves, Pelecaniformes, Pelecanidae.
AUGGCUGAAGCAGCUCCCAGUGUGGUUGGACCCCUUGUAAUAGGAAUUUAUCUCUUGGAUUUAAUCUACAUUGAUUCUGCAUAUCCCGCUUCAGGCAGCAUUAUGGAGAACGAACAAAGAUCCAAUCAAAUGAACAAUAUUCUCCGAAUAAUAGCUGAUUUGCAAGUCUCCUGUAACUAUGAUCAUCUUACAACACUGCCCCACGUGCAGAAGUAUUUGAAGUCUGUCCGUUACAUUGAAGAACUUCAGAAAUUUGUAGAAGAUGAUAAUUAUAAAUUAUCAUUAAGAAUUGAGCCAGGUAACAGCUCUCCUCGACUGGUUUCCUCCAAAGAAGAUCUUGCAGGUCCAUCUGACGUGUCAGCAAUUAUGAAAUUCAGGAGACCCACGUGUCCUGAUGCCUCAGUAGCAGCAAGUCUACCGACACCUCCUGUACCAAGGCACAGGAAGAGUCACAGCCUGGGAAACAACAUGAUGUGUCAGUUCAGCGUGGUGGAGAGCAAAAGCGCCACCUUCCCGACGGAGAAGCCGCGCCACCUCCUGGAUGACAGCGUCCUGGAGUCGCACAGCCCGGCCCGCGGCCAGGCGCUGGGCUCGCUUUUCACCAACGGCCUUUCCAUAGAUAGCAGUGAAAGCUCAGAAUUUAGUGAGGAGCUGCCGUCAGGGCUUGAAAGGGGUCGUUUAUAUGCCACGCUGGGGCCUAACUGGAGGGUACCGAUCCGGAAUUCUCCUAGGAGUCGAAGCUGUGUCUACAGCCCAACAGGGGCCUGCAGCUGCACAUUAGGUAGUUCCACAGGAGUCAUUACCAUGGAAGGGCCAUUAAGAAGAAAAACAUUGCUCAAAGAAGGCAAGAAACCUACUCUCUCCUCGUGGACUAGAUACUGGGUUAUGCUUUCAGGAUCAACUCUUCUGUACUUUGGAGCAAAAUCAUUAAGAGGCACUGAAAGAAAACAUUAUAAAUCUACACCUGGUAAAAAAGUCUCCAUUGUGGGCUGGAUGGUGGCACUACCUGACGACCCUGAGCAUCCUGAUAUUUUCCAGCUAAAUAACCCUGACAAAGGCAAUGUUUACAAGUUCCAGACUGGGUCAAGGUUUCACGCAAUAUUAUGGCAUAAGCAUUUGGAUGAUGCAUGCAAAAGCAACAAGCCUCAGGUACCUGCUAAUCUAAUGUCAUUCGAAUAA